Messenger RNA from Schistocerca piceifrons (Central American locust), 905 nucleotides. Its product is annotated as serine/threonine-protein phosphatase 6 regulatory ankyrin repeat subunit B-like. The transcript has 2 exons. Lineage: Eukaryota; Metazoa; Arthropoda; Insecta; Orthoptera; Acrididae. The coding region runs from base 15 to 905 and encodes 296 amino acids. The record is from RefSeq and is a predicted model, not a curated record. Gene Ontology annotation, molecular function: protein binding.
CGGUCUUCGCCGCGAUGCUGGGCCAAGACACUCGGGAAGCCCAGACUGGUCGUGUGGAGGUAGCCGACGUCCGGGAGGCGGUGCUGAGGCAGCUGCUGCAUUUCGUCUACACGGACACGGCCCCACAGCUGGACAGCAUGGCGGCGGAGCUGCUGCCCGCCUCGGACAAGUACGACCUGCCACUGCUCAAGAGAAGGUGCGAGCAGGCGGUGGCUCGGAGCCUCACCGUGGACAACGCAGCCGCUGCUGUGGUCCUAGCGGGGCUGCAUUCCUAUCCACUGCUGAAGAGCGCAGCCGUAGAGUUCGUCGCCAGCCAUCCCCAGGUGAUGGCCACUGAAGGCUGGAAAAAUGCGCUGCUGCACGAUGUCGAAAUUGCAGCCGAAAUGUGUAGUUUGGUGGCGGCGGCGUCAUCAAAAUUAAGGUCUGCAUCCAAGGAUGACGAUGAAAUGUUAGCGGAGGAACUGAUCGAGGCAGCUGAAGAUGGUGACGAGCAGGAAGUUCGGAAACUGAUUGCGGCAGGGGCUCCUCUCAACGCAAAGGACGACAGUGGGGAUAGCGCACUACACUGCGCUGUGCUGGAAGGACACGUGGAGGUCGUCAGGUGUUUGGUGUAUGAAGGGGCAAACGUGAACAUCAGGAACUCGAUCCGGCAGACGCCUCUGCACUACGCUUCUUUCAGAGGUCACGUGGAGGUUAUAUGGGUGCUGCUGGGGGCAUCGGCGCAUAUAGACGCACAGGACCACAAGGAGCAGACGCCUCUGCACGUGGCUGUGGCCUCGGGGAACCUGAGAGCAGUCAAGGCGUUGCUGGCGGCUGGGGCAUCCAAGUUCAAGAAGGAUCUCAACAAUAAGGACCCUAAAAAGCUAGCCAGCUCAUCCAUGAGAGAUAUAUUCGAUAUUUUGUAA